CUAGCAGCCCAGCCACCAGUGAUGUGCAGUGCAGAGACGCUACAGUCUCUGCAGGAUGGACGAGUCCUCAGAUAGCCUUACACGUAAUAUUCCACAUAUUAAUUCACAGAUAUAUUUUAAUUAAUGGGAUUAAGAGAAAAGCCUUUGGGAUUUGAAACGGUGUGCCCGCGUCCAGUAAGAGAACCUGAAUAAAAGGUAACGUUCAAGGAUCCGCAAUGGGGGAGUUUGAGAGCAGUCCCCUGGGCCGGGUCACAGUCUACUCAAUCCAGGGUUGCCCCCACUGCAUCCAGGCCAAGGCCACCCUGGGGCGUCUGGGUGUGCCGGUAUGCGACGUGGACGUGGGCAGGCACCCGGAGCUGAGGGCCAGGGUGAAGGAGCUGACAGGACGCAGCACAGUUCCUCAGAUCUUCUUCAACAACAUUCACGUUGGGGGCAAUGAUGACCUGCAAAAGCUGGCUCCUGAGGAGCUUCAGAGGUUGGUGAGUCUGGUGAAGGAACAGCCUCUUCCAGCAGACGCUCCGCCGCUGCCCGAGGAGAACCAGGCAGAGGAUGCAGCUGGGGAUGCUGAUGGAGAGUUUGAAUGUGAGAGGGACGAGUUGGCAGACGUGGUAGAUGACCUCAAACGGGCCAGUGUGAUUGGCUGCAAUAGGAGGGGGCUGAGUACAUACAAACAGAGCUUCUCAGGCACUCAGCUGGUUGGCUGGUUGCAGAAAGAGAAGGGCAUGGCCAGGGCUCAGGCCUGUGAGACUGGCCGGGCGUUGUUGCAGAAGAAGUACAUGGUCAGUGUGAGUGGCUCUGGGCAGCAGGACGGACAUUUUGGAGAGGGGAAAGACACUGGUGACACACUGUACAGGCUGCUGGAGCAUGACCCCCACUCAGCCCUCAACGCAGGACAGACGGCAGCCUGCACCCCCCUCAAGGCUGCUGAGCUGUCUGCUCUUUUGAGGGAGAUGAUUCUGAAAUUGUUCUCUGAGCAUCUCUCUGCUGAUGGCAAGUGUGUGGACUACAAGAGCAUGUCAGUGAGCCCGGUGUUUGAGCGCUACUGUGAGCUGGCCAUUCAGCUGCAGCGGGUGGAGCUGCUGACGCUGAGCCGGGAGGAGAAGCUGGCCUUCUUCAUCAACAUCUACAAUGCCUUGGUCAUCCAUGGCUACCUCCGCCUGGGGGCCCCCACCAACAUGUGGCAGAGAUACCGGUUCUUCAACUAUGUGAGCUACCUGAUCGGAGGAGAGGUGUUCACACUGCAGGACAUUGAGAACGGUGUUCUGAGAGGGAACAGAAAAGGCGUCGCACAGCUUCUGAAGCCCUUCUCCAAGACAGACCCGCGGUUACAGGUGGCUCUCCCAGAUGCGGAGCCCCUCAUUCAUUUUGCUCUGAACUGUGGUGCAAAGGGCUGCCCGCCAAUCAAAACCUACACUCCACAGGACAUCGACAGCCAGCUCCGCACGGCAGCUGAGGCCUUCCUGGAGAACGACGACGGCUGCAUGGUGGAUUCCGGGAAAAGAGAAGUGCGACUCAGCCAGAUAUUCAAGUGGUACAAGGCUGACUUUGGCGGCACCGACGAAAAGCUGUUGAACUGGGUGCUGGAGCACAUGGGCGACUCGCCUAAGAAGACCAGCCUGCAGAGUGUCCUCUCAGCUGGGAAGACCAAAGUCAGCUACCUCCCUUACGACUGGAGCACCAACAGCACCCACUGAGACACGACGCAUGCACGUGUGCACAUGCGCACACACAAGCCCACUUGCACGCAGCCUCUUUCCACAGCUUUCCUCACAUGUUUAUCAGGCUGCAUCUCCUGCAGUUUAAAACCGGAGGCUUGAUGACAGGGCUUCCUGAAUACAGCGCACCGGCCUUCAACCGGGCAAAGGCUUUUAUGCAAAUCAAGCGCACUGUUUUGCUUAUCAGUGGUGAGAGGGGAGAGCAUUGUGCUAUCAAAUCUAACAUCUCUCAUGGGCUUAUGCUACUUAAAAGGACUGCUUGUAAGCUCCAGCCUUUCAUUUCGGAAGAAAAUACAGCUGUAGCGCAUUCAAGGGCUUUUGAUGAAGUGGUAACAAUAUAUUUUAUUUUAGAAAUCAAGCAGGACAGAACUACUUUGUGUUCCAGUGAUAGGAGGAAGAAUAUAAAACACACAUUAGGCAUGUUGUUUGCUCUUUUCAUUAAUAUAUUAGCCAAAUAUUGUUAUAUAUGCAACUAAAAGUUAAGCAGAGACUGAAAAUAACAAUUAUUUACACAAAGCUAAAUAAUAAUACAGCUAUGGCAUUACAAAUACACUGCUUUUGCUAUCAACACAGCUUCCAUGCUCUCCACUUCCUAAAUGUGGCAUUGCAGCGACUCUGGAAUCAGUGGAAAUCCAGACUUUCACAGUCCAGACUAACACUUCCUCGCUGGGUGGUUCAUGUGCGCCGGCGAUAUUUCCGACGGCACUUGAAGGCAGCUUUUGGUCCCUGCAGAUGGAGUAGAUGUAGCAGAUUCAAACACUGAUUUUUCUGCCUUGAAAAGCCAUAUAAAAGCCUGUAUUUUUUAGCAAACGCGGACUAAUGCAGCGCUCCAGAUUUUUUAAGUCGAGGAAAAAUCAUUCAGUCGGCUUCCCAGCUCUCAGUGGUCACUGUACCCCACCCCCCUCCCUGAAUUCAUGAGAACCACGUUGCUGUUUACCCCACUUUUUGACUUGGGUCUUCCAUUUUAAGGUGGCAGUGUGCUACUGCUGUGUUUUGAGCACAGAUAUUUAUUAUCAGAAACAGUACUGUACUGGGUUAUUCUAAUAUUUCUUGAUACUGUAUCCAGUUGGGAUGCACUGAGACAUUUCUUUGCAUGUUUAUCAACUUUGAAUGCUGUUGAGACACAUUUGUACUUUUUCAACUAAGGAACUACAAAAGAGGUGACUAUUUGUCUAUAUAAGAAUCAUCUUGGAUAAUAUGCUGUACUUAUCCAGAGUUAUUUAUUCAAGGGUGUUUGCAGGUCCUGAGAAUAUUACGCAAACUCAAGGUCCUGAAUACGGCUACAUAUAGCAGUUUGUGUGGUUGCGGGUUGCUGGAGCAUUGUAUUUAAAAUGAUAAUCAUCUCAUAUGCAGACCUAUAUUCUUUUGAGUCUGUGGUUAAUCAUUUUCAGUUUUUUUCAAACUGCAAAAUUGGCACUGUAUUUCAUUUUAACAGAUGUUAAGAGUCUUAUUUUUCACUCGAUGAAACUUGCAAACGGUUUGCAUUCAGCAUAUUUCCCUUCAUUGUUAUUCUCACUGAUUUCAUUUGUUUACGAGGUUAUGGGAGCGUAGUGUGGUGUGUUUUAGACAAAUCCGCAGGCUGCAUACUGAAGAAAGGGGACUGUCUCUGCACGCAAUGCAAUUAUUUUCUUAUCUCAGGUGCAAGGGAAAUGUGUGUGUAAACCCUACUCUUGAAAAUAAGUCCUUUCCUGCAGUCUGCACUAUAUACUGCAUUUAGGUUUUAUUGUCUGUGCCGUAGUCCUGACAGAUUCAGUUCAUCAUGUACCAUCCAUGUUCUUUGGUAAAUAUAUCAUGUCGUGCCACAAGGUUGAGCACCAGAGCAUCACAGUAAAGCAUGACUGGAAUGCAUUUGCUGCAUGUGAGAAGUGGACUACCCUCUGAUCCUGAAAGCCGGCCUGUAGCAGGACUGCCUUUGUGUCCUCGUCCCAGUGCCUUGUUCUGACCCUGCAUGAACUAGUUUAGCACACGGCCCACCCUCACCUCCACCCCAGCCAUGACAACAAGUUGGACUCUUUUGUCCUCACCCCCAGCACGGCCAAAAGACCAACAGUUUCUGUGCCCCAGACCUAAAAGGACUCCACUCCUCCCCCUCUUAGCUGUUCUGUAGGACAGUAGUGGUGCUAUCUUCCUCUCAUUGUUACUGAGUGCUGGAUACUGGCUGGAUGCUCCACAUGCUAACUGUUAGCCUGCUGCACCACUACUGUCCUACAUAACAGCUAGGUGGGGAGUGAAAUAACAUCACACGUUUAAUAUAAAAUGGGCAAACUAUCCCUGUAAACAUGAAAUAAAACAGUGCAGGCAUGCUUUUCGUAAAGCCAGCCAUAUUGUGUCACCAAAGAGUACAGGACAUUUAAAGACACUGCAACACUCCCAUAGAUCCUGAAAGAAACACUCUACACAUAGUUGAUUAAUCUUGACUGGUUUAGCCAUAGCUGGAUAAUGAACAAGGUGUUUUCCCAAUUACCAGAGCAAUGGAUUGAUAAAUCUGACCCAGUUAGAUUCCCCUCAGUUGUCAAAUCUACCUUGGCAAAUUGCAAAGAUCAUCUCACUUUUUACUCAAGUUGUUUUACAGUUAGGUCCAUAAGUAUUUGGACAGUAACACAAUAUUCAUAAUUUUCCCCUUGUUCACCACCACAGUGGAUUUCAAAUGGAGUAAUCAAGAUGGUAUUGAAGUGCAGACUUUCAGCUUUAAUUUAAGGGGAUGAACAAAAAUGUGGCAUUAAACGUUUAGGAAUUAGAGCCAGUUUUACACAUUGUCACUCCAUUUUCAAAUCCACUGUGCUGGUGUACAAGGACUAAAUUAUAAAUGUUGUGUCACUGUCCAAAUACUCAUGGACCUAACUGUAUCAGUACAGGUGUAUGCUGUAAGAACGUGAGUGUUUACAUCCUUGUAGGGUUUUGUACAAGGCGAGCAUUAAGAAGCGGUCAGUUCAGCUCCAGUUUUCCAAGAAAGCUAGAGAUAGAUUGGAAUUGAUCAACCAGUAAAUUUAACAACAUGCUCUGAAGUUACCAUCAUGCCCUGCGAUACUCAAGAGAAUCCAUUUCCUUUUUCAAGCUUUCAGCCCAACACUGACAUUCCCAUGGUUUUGUCCAGAUGAGAUCCUGUAGCCCAGUACGUCAACAAUAAAAAGGUUUCACUUCUUACAACAAUCCCGGUACUUCCACAAAAUUACCUCAUCUCUUUGUGUGUCAGGAAAAUGUGUGGUGCAGAAUUUAAGAUGAUCACUUCUGACUUAUAUAUUUGCCUAAUUCCUGGAUCUGAUAAUGCAGCAAUACUUUUGUGAAUGAAAAAUAUGCAAUGACUAACUAAAAUAAAGUAUAUAUUGUGAUCUGUC
This is a messenger RNA of Myripristis murdjan (pinecone soldierfish), 5050 nucleotides long. RefSeq lists its product as uncharacterized. The transcript is spliced from 11 exons. The record is from RefSeq and is a predicted model, not a curated record. The coding region runs from base 216 to 1694 and encodes 492 amino acids. NCBI's taxonomy places the organism in Eukaryota, Metazoa, Chordata, Actinopteri, Holocentriformes, Holocentridae. Gene Ontology annotation, molecular function: electron transfer activity. Gene Ontology annotation, biological process: cell redox homeostasis; intracellular signal transduction.